GGGAAGUCAGAACAGGAACUCAAGGCAGUUACCUGGAAUCCGGAACUGAAGCAGAAGCCAUGGAGGAACGCUGCUCGCUGGCUUACUCUCAUUGGGUUUUAACCUUCUGCCUAGGGCCCUGAGGGCUUCCUUCACACAGGCAGCAGCUUCUGGAACAGGAGACCUAGAGUGAGCUCCUCCAGCCGGAGCAGGGAUGCUUGCAAAUCCACGCGAGGCACUUUCUUAUACACACCGGGGCUACCUGCCCAACACUGGCAACACCCACAGUGGCCUGGGUCCCCCCACCAAUCAUUAAUCAAGAAAAUGUUGGACAAACUUAUUAAUAGGCUAUCUUGUGAGGAUGUUUUUUCAAUCAAAAUUCCCUCUUCCUAGAUAUAUCAAGUUUGUGUCAAGUUAACAAAGACCAACCCGGACAGCAUCUUUUCUACUCUGAUAUCCUUCUAGCUACACUGGAUCGCGGAUCAAAGUUGAGAGACUUAGACUGCUCCUUGUCUCAGGCUCUUGUGGAGAUUAGAGGAUCCUCAAAGGCAACACGACUCCUCUGGCCCCCGCGUAGCUGCCUUUCCAGAGAAGGCCACCAGGGGACUCCGCUCUGAGCCGGUGAGUUGCAGUGGCGCCCGGGCGAGCUGCGCGGCGCGCUGGGUGCAUGUGGGGCCGCAUCAGAGCCGUGGCCGCUGCAUCUGGAGUCACGCGUGCUGGCCUGAAACCCCUCGCGUGAAUUUGCAAGCAUCGCUGCUCCGGCUGGAGGAACUCGCUCUUUUUCUCUUGCUCCAGAAGCUGCCCCCGGCGUGAAGGAAGCCAGCAGAGCCCUAGGCAGAAGGUUAAAACCCCAAGGAAGGAACAUGAGGAUCCCUUGGAGAUCAUUCAAGAGGACGAUGGAAGGAGCCAUUUAGAAUAAAUAGAGUAAAACCUACAGGCUGCAACGCUGGGGCCUGAAGGCUGGCAGUGGAAAACCCUGUUGGGCUGCGAUCUCUCACUCAAAAGUCCCAAGUGCCUUUUUGCGUCCUGCAAAAGGAAGGAAGCCAAGGAGGAGACCAUGUCCAUCGCCCUGAAGCAGGUGUUCAACAAGGACAAGACCUUCCGGCCCAAGAGGAAGUUUGAACCCGGCACGCAGAGAUUUGAGCUGCAUAAACGGGCUCAGGCGUCCCUCAACUCAGGUGUGGACCUGAGGGCAGCCGUGCAGUUACCCAGCGGCGAGGACCAGAACGACUGGGUGGCCGUGCAUGUGGUGGACUUCUUCAAUCGCAUCAACCUCAUCUACGGCACCAUCUGUGAGUUCUGCACUGAGCGGACCUGCCCUGUGAUGUCAGGGGGCCCCAAAUACGAGUACCGGUGGCAGGAUGACCUCAAGUACAAGAAACCAACCGCACUGCCCGCUCCCCAGUACAUGAACCUGCUUAUGGAUUGGAUUGAAGUCCAGAUAAACAAUGAGGACAUAUUUCCAACAUGUGUUGGUGUUCCCUUCCCAAAGAACUUCCUCCAGAUCUGCAAGAAGAUCCUGUGCCGCCUUUUUCGGGUCUUCGUCCACGUCUACAUCCAUCACUUUGACCGCGUCAUUGUCAUGGGUGCGGAGGCUCACGUCAACACCUGCUACAAACACUUCUAUUACUUCGUCACAGAGAUGAACCUCAUAGACCGCAAGGAGCUGGAGCCCUUGAAAGAGAUGACAACCAGGAUGUGUCACUAACACUCGGCCCCAUCUUCUGGAAGAAAGGAGCACUGUUGCCACCAGGAGUCCCCAUGGGACAGGACGUGGCCCUCGGUGGCUGAACGGAUCCUGACUUCCAGGAGCAGGAAAGCUGGAGUCCCACAAGGACUUCUUACUCACCUCAUGUGCUCGCAACCCUCUAAGUGCUGCUAGCCAGGACCUGUGGGCCGCACAGACCGCAGCGAGAAGGACCAGCCUUAACCCCUUGGGCCGAGGACAGGGCCGGAGAGGCUGCUGCACUUCCGCCCACUUCCGUCACACUUCUGCCUGUGACCCACCCGCUAGGCUUUACUGGAAUUCGGGUUCUGAGACUGAGGGUUUUGUUGUGGUGGUUCUUUUCCACUUAUGCCUUCUUGACUAACUUCUCUGUCACUUAUUUUUCUAAGUCCUAAGCAAGCGCGGGGCUACCAUAUAGGUAGUACGUUUUCCUAUCCCCUCUCUCCUCGACUCCCUGCAGGUCUCUGGGCCUGUGGCUUAGCCUUACAUAGGGCUCGGAGCUGGGGAAAGCCUGCAAUUCUCCUGAAAACAUUCCCUCAUGGGCAGUUUCACCAGGGACCACUUACUCGAUGGGCUACAUGGUCUGUGCCCCAGACAGGCCACUCACAUGCCACACUCUUUGGGAAGAGUCUGGCGACAGGAAAUAAAGCUAGUGUGUUAUAGUUUACCCUAGUCAGAAUGUAUUCUUUGUAGCCACAGUCAUUUCUAGAUGCUGCCAUUAAAGAUAUACUCUCCCAUUUCCCAGAAGAGAGGAAAUAAAGUUUUUAAAGGACCAAUAAGAUUCUUGAGCCAGAUUAGUGCAGUGUUUGUUCUUUAUUAAGGGGUAGUGAGUCCUGGCUGAUCCUAUAUAUAUAUUAUGGGGAUUUCAGUGACAAGACAACAGACAGUUGGUACAAAUAGAUUAAAUACUCUUGACCUGUAGCCUUCCCAACUGACCCUUCCCUCCUAUUUCCCUCCCUGUCCUCUCAUUCUCUUGUUCUCUCUCUCUCUCUCUCUCUCUCUCUCUCUCUCUCUCUCUCUCUCUCUCUCUCUCCCUCCGUCUCCUGUGCUAUAUGACACAAAAUUCAUUUCUGUCCAGUGGGUGUGCGACAGUCACCAAGGUCUUCCUUCUACCCAUUCAGUCUCAGAAUAACCAUGCUAUGUUCUCUCCUGCCUUUGUGGAAGUUUUAGGAAAUGAAAUGUUGCCUUCUCUGAUUCCCUCACAAAACUGGGUCUCUCUGAAGCUUGACUAAGAAGUACCCGUACGCCCCUUGAAAUUGAAUUUAAUAAAGUAUCUGUUGGUGGAGGGAAGCAGA
Molecule: messenger RNA, 3000 nt
Organism: Apodemus sylvaticus (European woodmouse)
Lineage: Eukaryota; Metazoa; Chordata; Mammalia; Rodentia; Muridae
Gene: Mob3b
Product: MOB kinase activator 3B
Exons: 4
Coding region: 1037-1687 (216 amino acids)
Biological process (GO): signal transduction; positive regulation of protein phosphorylation
Cellular component (GO): cytoplasm; nucleus
Molecular function (GO): protein kinase activator activity
Source: RefSeq, a predicted model, not a curated record